CACCCGCCCCUCCAGCGGAAGCCGGAAGCAAAAGCGGGCCCGGCUAGUCCCGUGGCUGCGAACUCGGUGGUCUUGGAGGCUCCGCAGGAUGGGGGAGAAGAUGGCGGAAGAGGAUAGGUUCCCCAAUACAACUCAUGAGGGUUACAAUGUCACCCUCCACACCACCCUGGUUGUUACGACGAAACUGGUGCUGCCGACCCCUGCCAAGCCCAUCCUGCCCGUGCAGACGGGGGAGCAGGCGCAGCAAGAGGAGCAGUCAAGCGGCAUGACCAUCUUCUUCAGCCUCCUCGUCCUGGCUAUCUGCAUCAUAUUGGUGCAUUUACUGAUCCGAUACAGAUUACAUUUCUUACCAGAGAGCGUUGCUGUUGUUUCUUUAGGUAUUCUCAUGGGAGCAGUUAUAAAAAUUAUAGAGUUUAAAAAACUGGCAAAUUGGAAGGAAGAAGAAAUGUUUCGUCCAAAUAUGUUUUUCCUUCUCUUGCUGCCACCCAUUAUCUUUGAGUCCGGAUAUUCAUUACACAAGGGUAACUUCUUUCAAAAUAUUGGUUCCAUCACCCUGUUUGCUGUUUUUGGUACCGCGAUCUCUGCUUUUGUAGUAGGUGGAGGAAUUUAUUUUCUGGGUCAGGCUGAUGUAAUCUCUAAACUCAACAUGACAGACAGUUUCGCGUUUGGCUCCCUGAUAUCGGCUGUCGAUCCGGUGGCCACCAUCGCUAUUUUCAAUGCCCUCCACGUGGACCCUGUGCUCAACAUGCUGGUGUUUGGAGAAAGUAUUCUCAACGAUGCAGUCUCCAUUGUCCUGACCAACACAGCUGAAGGUUUAACAAGAAAAAAUAUGUCAGAUGUCAGUGGGUGGCAAACAUUUUUACAAGCCCUUGACUACUUCCUCAAAAUGUUCUUUGGCUCAGCAGCGCUCGGCACUCUCACUGGCUUAAUUUCUGCAUUAGUGCUAAAGCAUAUUGACUUGAGGAAAACGCCUUCCUUGGAGUUUGGCAUGAUGAUCAUUUUUGCUUAUCUGCCUUAUGGGCUCGCAGAAGGAAUCUCAUUCUCAGGCAUCAUGGCCAUCUUGUUCUCAGGCAUCGUGAUGUCGCACUACACCCACCAUAACCUCUCCCCGGUCACGCAGAUCCUCAUGCAGCAAACCCUGCGGACUGUGGCCUUCUUGUGCGACACAGGGAUGGGGCAGAGUGACACCGUCCAGGUGCUUGUGCUGUUUGGCAGAGCGGUAAACAUUUUCCCUCUUUCCUACCUCCUGAAUUUCUUCCGUGAUCAUAAAAUCACACCGAAGAUGAUGUUCAUCAUGUGGUUCAGUGGCCUGCGGGGGGCCAUCCCCUAUGCCCUGAGCCUGCACUUGGACCUGGAGCCCAUGGAGAAGCGGCAGCUCAUCGGCACCACCACCAUCGUCAUCGUGCUCUUCACCAUCCUGCUGCUGGGCGGCAGCACCAUGCCCCUCAUCCGCCUCGUGGACAUCGAGGACGCCAAGGCGCGCCGCAGGAGCAAGAAAGACGUCAUCCUCAGCAAGACAGAGAAGAUGGGCAACACCAUCGAGUCUGAACACUUGUCGGAGCUCACGGAGGAGGAGUACGAAGCCCACUACAUCAGGCGGCAGGACCUCAAAGGCUUCAUGUGGCUGGACGCCAAGUACCUGAACCCCUUCUUCACACGGAGGCUGACGCAGGAGGACCUCCACCACGGGCGCAUCCAGAUGAAAACUCUCACCAACAAGUGGUAUGAGGAGGUGCGCCAGGGCCCCUCCGGCUCCGAGGACGACGAGCAGGAGCUGCUGUGACAGGUGCCCGGGCUUCGGGCAGCAGGACGCAGGACGGGCGUUUGCCGCCCACACACACCCAGCAGGGGCCUCCCGGAGGUGCGUGCAUUUGGCAGCCUCUUCAGGACAUAAGCAAGGAGGGUGAAGUAGAGGCCGCGGAGUCUUCUUAACCUGGAACUUUCCAGGCCUUUGGAGCCAGUUGGCUUCAGAAACGCAUGUCAUCUGCCCACUCCUCACUGAGCCAGCCUCUCUGCUCUCGGUGUUGCUUCUCGGCCCCCAGAUUGGAGUGACCACCUGUCCUAGGUGAACACUUCCCUCUGCUUCUGCAGCCAGGUGAGCAGUCAUCUGUCAAGCUGGGUGCCUGCCUGGAGAAGGAGAACUGCUGCCCAGCCUGCUGAGAGGAGCACUUGUUUGCAGUUUGUGCCAUUCGCAAGCCACUGCCUUCAUCACAGCCCCUGCCGGGAUGGGCCUCUGUGCUGGCAGGUGGGAGUCAUCAAGGUGCCUCUGGCUCAGCAGCAGCAAACUGACCUGAGUGGCAGGGCCCAGAAAUCUUGACAACCUCACACCCCCCUUCGUGAUAGUUCCUGCCCUCCCUGAGAAAGAAAAACCCAGUGACCUUUUUUCCUUUACCUCUGAUUGGCACCUCAGAGCCUGUCUCCCUGGGUGGCAGGCAGCUGCUGCCCUUCUCUGGGCAUAUUCUGAAUGUUUACACUGGUACCUUCUAGUAUCUUCUCUAGAGCCCCAUGGGAGGCUGCAACCCUGGGUUUUGGGGGUGGGAGAGUGAGCCUGGUCUGUGGGGUCAGAGCGCCCUCUAGAGGGGUUUGUGCCGGCUGGCGCCUUCCAUGAUUCAGUUUAAAUUCCUGCACUGUUACAACAAAGAGUCGCCUAGUAGUAGUCGCCUCCUGCCAUCUGAUUCCUCCCUCACUGCAAUUCCCCUACUCAGUGGUUCUUUUUUAUUUUGUUUUUAUAUGAAGCGGGUCGCCUCCGUUCCGCUCCCCAUCGGUGGCUCUCAUUGUCCGGCACAGGCCCCUUUUCCUAGGCUCUGCGGCGUGUGCUCACCAGCUACCUGCUGCGCCUUCGCCGCUAAUCAGGGUUCAUCCUCCUUCCCCUCUCCUAGGUCCCUACCAUGUUUCGUCCCCUUUGUCAUUCAUGCCAGGGUCCCAGCUCCCCAGAGCACUGGGGCAAGGGCCAGAGCAGCACAUGGUCCUCCUCCCCUCCCACCCCUACUUGGGACCCCAGCAGCCUGGGGUCAGAUGCGCGCGCACACACUCACCCAGCACCGUCGCUCGGUUGCGACCUCCCAGCCAUCUGCCGGUGAUGAGCUGCCAAUCAUGUCCAGAUGAAACGGAGUUACUGACUCACAACCUCUCCUCGCCUGUCUUUUAACAAGCCUCAUAACCGCUCAACUUUGCCCACCUAAGGGCCGUUGACAACUUUCACAUGUGGUUCUGGGUCCCAGCCGGAGUCUUGGAACUCAGCACACUUGAGUGGUUUAAUCAUCAUUUGCAUGUCCUUGUUUCUCUGGGGACACAGUGGUCCCAUGCGGGCCAGCAUGGACCCUGGGCUGGUAGCAGGUGCAUUUCCAUCUCUGCUGCCUCAGGCAGCAGCAUGGCCCUGGACGUUAGGAAGGACUGACCUCAGGACCCUCCAGGAUUCGUGCCAGGCAUGAGAGGCCAGGCCCCGGCCGUACACCUUGCCUUGCCCCCAAAGUUGUCAGAGCAGGCCAGUUGGGCAGGAAGCUAUGAUACGCUAUUAUUACAUGAAAAGUAAAUUUUUACUUGAUAGAGCUAAAAUAUAAUCUAUUUAUAAUCCCUCAUCUUAAGCCCGUAAUUUAAGCCCAUGCCUUGCUUAAUUUUGGUCUCCACCAUUUCCUUUUAGUGGAAAAGAGGUCAAAGAACGGCCUCUUUGAGAGUGGCCAGGUGGGGGCAGGGACCUGAGACCAGAUUGUUCUCGCACCCCAGCUCAGAACUCAUUUUACUUUCUCUCCUGAAAUUCAGGGUCCGAUCUUACAGAUGUAAGUUGCUUUGCAAACUCAGUUACUUGCCAGGAUCCCUUUCUUUCUCUAAUCUUAAAUUCACAGAUUAAACAAUGCAAAGAGUCAGAUCUUCCCAGUUCAGACUGCCCCU
Messenger RNA from Propithecus coquereli (Coquerel's sifaka), 3888 nucleotides. It is a transcript of the gene SLC9A8, whose product is annotated as solute carrier family 9, subfamily A (NHE8, cation proton antiporter 8), member 8. Gene Ontology annotation, biological process: sodium ion transport; regulation of pH; proton transmembrane transport. The record is from RefSeq and is a predicted model, not a curated record. NCBI's taxonomy places the organism in Eukaryota, Metazoa, Chordata, Mammalia, Primates, Indriidae. Gene Ontology annotation, cellular component: membrane; Golgi apparatus. The transcript has 16 exons. Gene Ontology annotation, molecular function: sodium:proton antiporter activity. The coding region runs from base 89 to 1783 and encodes 564 amino acids.